Orbilia oligospora ATCC 24927 is the source of this 2517-nucleotide messenger RNA. RefSeq lists its product as uncharacterized. NCBI's taxonomy places the organism in Eukaryota, Fungi, Ascomycota, Orbiliomycetes, Orbiliales, Orbiliaceae. The transcript has 4 exons. The coding region runs from base 1 to 2517 and encodes 838 amino acids. The record is from RefSeq and is a predicted model, not a curated record.
AUGUCCACACCAGAGAUAAGGCUCGAUUCCGAGCCGGAAAAGAGUGCUUCGGUGCUUGGAAAUACAAUUCCAUCGGAAAAUCUUCGACGUCGAAAUAUUGAUUUUCGGAUGCUCUUUGUUAAAGCUUUCACCAGUAUACUUUUAAUCCUCUGUUUGUUGGCCCUCGCUCUCAUUCUCAUUGGUGCCUUGGAGUCUUCCGGUUCAAAUGCAGGACACCACGAAUUGGUGCACGAAGAGCCUCCGAGCCUACCCCACCAGCAUGGCGACGGUGGAGCUGACCUCAUCGCAAGGGACUUGAGAGAAGCCGCCGAUAUCGUUGGGAGAUACGCAUACCAAUCUAUUCGUCAUUCUAAAAAUGGGAAGCCACCAAAGCCGGAUCAAGUUGCCCCACUCGUCGAGUUAGUAGAGAACGGAAAGACUAUUACCCUUCGUGCGAGCCAUACUCAUCCGAAUCAUGUGCCACACAGAGUUCCCCGUGAUGUUGAGCCCGAGGAAAGCUCUGUUACGUCCGCUUCUCAUACCCCUCACCCCCCCGGUCCCGUUAUUCACAAUGCUGCAGAUCUCGAAGAUAUCCUUUUUGACGUCGAAAAAUCGAAAGAACGCAGUGGGGGGUUAGAUAUAGUCCACACUGAUCUCACGACUCGUACUGUUGCAUAUUUAACGGACUCAUCUGGGACACACUUUCAGGUUUCUACGAUCGAGUUAUAUCACACUCACUCCAAUGGAAAUACACCAUUUGCUCCUGAAAUAAAUACUAGUCCUGGCGAAGGGGACGACUUGCAAGCACUAGGAUAUAGGCCCACUAGUUCGGUCGGACUAGAGACAAGUUUUCCAAGCCUUGAGGAUUUGGACAAUAUAGCAUCUCCAACUGCUUCCCCGGCCCAAAUCAGCAGCGCAGUUCAACAACAGGAGACCAAUAUAGUUACACCGACCUCACACCGGAUAUCGAAGGUUGCGCCAAUUGUCAUAGACUCUAAUAAUCCCAAUCAUAUCCGCCUUCCAGGUAAUAGUGCGUACAAUGCGAGUCACGGAGAUUCUAGCUACACACACAACCAUACUCAUCUUUCGGUAGGCCAUGACGAUGGAGAUGGAGACAUGCCAGGCCUCAAUACUACCACAGCUGCCCGCACUAUCACAAGGGCCCCUCGCUUGCCUCAGGUCACUGAAUCAAUUAUUGCCGAUGCUUUUUUCAAUAUUAAUAGGACUGUUACACAUGUCUCUGGUCCCACCUGGAGGCAGGUCACCACCCCAAGGCCACCGGCGCCACCAGUACCUACCAAUCGUGUCGUUGGUCCCAUCGAAACCAUGUUCGAGCCGGCCAUAAAUGUAACCUUUGAACUUAUUCCUAUGGAGGCCGAUGAUCCAGAAUCUCCUUUCUCUGUCUACUGGAACCCGAUUGCAACUGGGGCUCCUACGAGAGCGGAUCAUAUUUCCCUUGCGUCUAGCUGGAGGGCCAAUGGUGGGAAGUAUCCAUCUAUGCCCACCCGUUAUGAUAUUGUUUGGGAUCAUCGCACGAACACUACCUGGAAUAAGACUGUCGAGGGUACCUGGGAUGACUGGAUCGAUGUUUAUGUUUCGAUCACUACACAAUAUCCUGCACCUCCCAAGACUCCGGUCCCAGCAGUCCCAACGUCACCAGGCCAGCCAGAAUACGAUCCGAUAACGAAUCCUAGCUUCACCUUUGGACCGGGCCCAAACUGGGUAGGCCCAUCAUCCGAAAGCUCCAGUGUUGAAGCACAUACAUCAACUCCGACGGCUCCAAAGGGAACUGACCUACCGGCACUUCCUAACGGUCGGACUACGACAUUCCCAACCCCAACGGAUGAGUCAACCGCUUCACCGAGACCUUCACAAAUUUUAAAACAAGAAAUCGAUAUGCACUACCCAGUUCCAUUCUUCCCUAAUGGUCCCGAAAAAUAUAAAGUCUGGUCCGAGUGGAUUGGUUACUGCAGCGUCAUCAAGCAUAUCAAUUCAAAGAACGAGCCCCGCAACCCGUUGCGCCCGUUUGGGAUUGUUGAUGGAUGGGGUGGUGACUAUCAUCAGAAUUUGUGCGCCCGGGGCAUCAAUUACUACAUUCACAUAGACAAUGAGAGCAUUGCUGGGCAGUACUGGCAAGCUACUCUCAUGUGGGACCGCAAUGUCUCCGAAGCUGGAUAUGCCGAUAUUAUCCCUAGCUGGAAGACAUAUCCUCAGAUGGUUGCUGAGAAUACCCAAGACCUUCUCCGACCUGAAUGGAUUGCUGGCUGCGUCGUUAUUUUGCAUCACAACGGAACCUCAAAUUGGGGUAACCAGUUCUUGAUAAAUUCUGGAAAAAACUUUGACCCCCAUGGAAGACGGUACACCUCCGGCGAUAGGAAUACAGUUAAUCCCCCCCAAAAAUGUAGAAGGCUCGAUAUGCUUUUGCAUAUUGAGGAGUACCAUAACAUUAAUGGCUUCGUAAUCGGAGAUUGGUGGGUUACUCCGUCGGAUGACGAGCCUUUCUACGUCAGUCCUUCGGAUGCUGUAGUCACUCUUUAA